Messenger RNA from Thamnophis sirtalis, 2140 nucleotides. RefSeq names its product vitamin D3 hydroxylase-associated protein. Gene Ontology annotation, molecular function: amidase activity; fatty acid amide hydrolase activity. Lineage: Eukaryota; Metazoa; Chordata; Lepidosauria; Squamata; Natricidae. The record is from RefSeq and is a predicted model, not a curated record. Gene Ontology annotation, biological process: fatty acid catabolic process.
UUAGCAGCUUUUCGGAUUCUGAAGGGUGAGAAAAAUCUCACACUAUGGCUUUGGACAAGGUUAAGGAGCUCUUUCCAGAGGCUGAGGUUGACAGGCGCCUUGUUUCAGGCUUGCUUUGUGGCUCAGCUGCUGCCAUUCUGAUGUUCAAAUGGAUGAACCAGAUACGGGUCCAGAAGAAACUUGAUGAAUUCAAGACGAAGCGAGAACAUGGGUUUCAGCGAAUGGAGAAAGCAGCAAAGCAGUUUAAACAGCAGAACCCAGGAAUAAAGGCUGCUCCAAUCCUGUCUCUUUCUCUUGUGGAACUAACUGCAAAGUUAAAAGAUGGCUCCCUGUCUCCAGAAAGUGUUCUAUACAUCUAUAUGGAAAAGGCUUUAGCAGUAACCCGGGAGAUCAACUGUGUGACAGACUUCCUCCCAGAGUGUGAAGAACAGCUCCAAGAAAUUAAAAAGAGAGAGAAAGGGUUACUCUAUGGGGUCCCUGUCAGCAUCAAGGAAAAUGUUGCUUGCAAGGGAUUUCCCAAUUCCCUUGGCUUGGUGAAAUUUCUGGACUUUCCUGAGCACGAUGACUCUGUAAUAGUCAAAGUUCUAAAGAAACAAGGGGCAAUUCCAUUUGUAAAGACCAACACAUCACAAGCCAUAUUAAACAUUGACUGUGGCAAUACAGUCUUUGGACAAACCUUGAACCCUUUCAACCACAAGAAAAGUUCUGGAGGGUCCAGUGGAGGGGAAGCAGCUCUUAUUGGAGGGGGAGGAUCCAUGCUUGGCAUUGGGACAGAUGUGGCUGCAAGUAUUCGGGUGCCAUGUGGCUUUUGUGGGAUCUGUGGAUUCAAACCAACUGGCUAUAGAGUGAGUGUCAAAGGUGUUACUACGCCUGUACCUGGAAUGAACUCAGUCAUCUCUGUGACAGGACCAAUGGCAAGAGAUGUGGAUAGCCUGGUUUUGUGCAUGAAAGCCCUAUUGUGUGAUGAGAUGUUUUGUCUGGAUCCAGCUGUGCCCCCACUUCCCUUUAAUGACAAGAUUUACUCGAAUACCUGUCCCCUUAGGAUUGGAUUCUACGAUGGAGAUGGUUAUUUCCAGCCAUCUCCCAGCAUGAGACGAGCUGUGCAGGAAACCAAAAAACUGCUACAGGAGGCAGGGCAUACUCUGAUACCAUUCACUCCACCUAGCAUUGAUUUUUUGGUGGAUGAACUCUUUACCAAAGGCCUCUAUGCUGAUGGAAGUUCCACAUUAUUGGAAAAAUUUGAUGGAGAAUUUGUAGAUUCCACUUGGAAAAACCAGAUUCGUUGUUACAGAAUGCCAGACCUGCUGAAGAGACUCUUGGCCCUCCUUUUAAUGCCUGUGUUUCCACGAAUCUCGCGACAUCUGUGUGCCCUCCUUGGAGUAGGGUCAGUCCAAAAACUCUGGAAGAACAAUGUGGAUCGGAUGGCUUACCGUGAUGAAUUCAUUGCAGAAUGGAGAAAGUUGAAGCUGGAUGUUGUGCUUUGUCCUGCUUUGGGCCCAGCCUUUAAUUUAGGAUAUCCUGGCAAACUAUUUGUGGCUACUACUUAUACCCAUCUAUAUAAUGUCUUGAAUUUUCCUGCUGGAGUUGUACCAGUCACAACAGUUACACAAACAGAUGAAGAGGAGUUGAAGCAUUACAAAGGGCAUUAUGGAGAUUUCUGGGAUACAAGAAUGAAGGAGGCUGUGGAAGAUGCUGUGGGGCUCCCUGUAGCAGUCCAGUGCGUGGCCUUGCCAUGGCAAGAAGAAUUGUGUCUUCGGUUCAUGAAAGAAGUGGAGAGAGUUUCCCAUGGGAGAUGGGGAAAGAGAAAAAUAUGAUUCUGUCAGAAAGAAGGCUGCAAGGAAUGUUGACCUUUCUAAAUAAACUUUAUAUUGACUUAUGCAGUUUAUUGCUGGGUUAACUCAGUUAUAUUUUCACCAAUUUUCAGCAAGAUACGAUAUAGAGAGAUUAGAAGAUAUGGUUUAGAAAGUAGAGAAUUAUUAGUAAUGUUUUGUAAUUAGGGCUAAAUAAAGCAUAUGGACAACAGGAUUUUCCAGACUGACUCCUUUAAAUUAUACUAUCACUUCAAAGGUAUGAUGCAAUUAUUCUGUCAUUCCUUGUGUUAGAUCGGGUAAAGGAAGGUACACAAGGCUCCAGUAACAAC